UAUCCCCUAAUGAUAAUGGCAGAAGAUUUAACCGCACUUUAUAUCGUUUUGUUUCUCUCAGCUGUAGCCAGCUAUGGGCAGCUCAUCCUUGCUGGAAGCGGUGCAUGUGAAGGAGACAGUUGUUAUGCAGGUGACUUGCUUAUAGGUCGUGAAGACAAACUCUUUGCUUCUUCAACUUGUGGUCUGAAUGGGAGGGAACCCUUUUACAUUGUCAGCCAUCUUGAGAACCGCAACCGUGAGAUAUUUCACUGUGACUCCCGGACACCAUGGCAGGAAGGCGUCAACGACCUCAACCAUGAAAUCAAGCAUGUGGUGACAUCGAUGGACAACUCGCAGAAAAAAGUAAGAUGGUGGCAGUCGGAGAACGGCUUAGAACAGGUCUACAUCCAGUUUGACCUGGAAGCAGUCUUUCAUUUCACCCAUCUUAUCAUGACCUUCAAGUCCUUCAGGCCGAAGGCCAUGGUCAUCGAGAGGUCCUCGGACUUUGGACACACGUGGAAGCCGUACAGGUACUUUGCCUAUGACUGUGCAGGAAGUUUCCCUGAAGUGUCCAGAGCACCCAUCAGGAAUAUCAGCCAGGUGAUCUGUGAGAGCAGGUACUCAGCGGUUGAACCAUCUACGGGAGGAGAGGUGAUUUUCCGCGUGCUACCACCCAACAUCCCCAUCGAGGAUCCUUACAGUAGAGAAGUACAGGACAUGAUCAAGGUGACCAACAUCAGAAUCAACAUCACCGAGCUCCAUUUCCUUGGCGAUCACCUGUUCGAUGAUGGCGAUGAAGUCUUCAACAAGUACUACUAUGCCUUGUAUGAGAUGGUUGUCAGGGGUAGCUGUCACUGCUUCAACCAUGCUUCACGCUGUGUACCAGCAGAUGGUAUGGAGUUCAAGCAACAGAUGGUGAACGGACAGUGCGAAUGCAUCCAUAACACAGAAGGAAAGAACUGUGAGCGAUGCGAGCCCUUCUUCAACGACCAGCCAUGGAGACCUGCCGGAUUACGAGGAGAAAAUAACGAGUGCAAAAGAUGUAACUGUAACGACCAUGCAACAAGCUGUCAUUUUGAUGAAGCAGUAUACCGGCUGACGAACGGUGCUAGUGGCGGUGUAUGUGAUAAUUGCUUGCACAAUACCGUCGGUCGUAACUGUGAACAAUGCAAGCCGUUCUUCUUCAUGCAUCCAGAUCGCGACAUCAGGGAUCCAAACAUCUGUGUUCCAUGUAACUGUGAUCCUGCUGGUUCUGAGAAUGGUGGUGAGUGUGCUAGCCACACCCAGGGGGAGAUGGUUGCCGGGAUGUGCCUGUGUAAACGCUACGUGACUGGUCAACGAUGUGACACCUGCCAAGAUGGAUACUGGGAACUCAACGAGGCUAACCCAGAAGGCUGCAGAGAAUGUGCAUGUGACCUUCUUGGUUCUGAGAAUAACAUGGGAUGUGAUAAGUCUACAGGUAACUGCAGAUGUAAGAGAUACGUCACUGGUCAAAACUGUGACAGGUGUUACGAGGGUUAUUAUGGCCUGAGUGCUGAUCUCUAUGGAUGCAAACAAUGCGAGUGCGAUCCAGGCGGUUCGUACAACAACUCGUGCAACCAGGCAUCGGGACAAUGUCCUUGCCGACGUAACAUCGGGGAACGCCAGUGCGGGCAAGUCAACUCCGGCUACUUUUAUGUCAACAUGGACUAUUACACCUACGAAGCGGAGUAUGCACGAGCUGUCGGCGAUCUUUCCUUGGUUGACUACUAUCCACGUAUGAGAGAAAGUGAAUACAUUGGUUGGACUGGACCUGGUUUUAUGAGGGUACACGAAGGAGGGGGCAUUGAGUUUACUGUUAGUAAUCUCCCAAUGUCUGGUAACUACGAUCUCAUCCUCAGAUAUGAACCAUUGCUCCCAGGCGUGUGGGAAGAUGUUAGGAUUACCAUCAAUCGUCCUGGUGACAUCCCAACACAGAGUGUCUGUGGUAACACCAUCCCUCAAGAUGACCUUCUGGUGACAACACUGCCUUCAGGAAGCAGACACGUUGUCCUGAGUAAUCCAGUGUGCCUUGAGACAGGCAAGACGUACACCAUCCGUGUCGACUUCACUCGAUACAGCUCUGAUAACCAGGAUAGCAAUGCACAGAUUCUUCUCGACUCUUUGGUUGUGAUGCCGAGGGCAACCAUCUACCCUAUCUUCCAAGGACCCGACCCAAUCGAGCAGUACCGUCGUGAGCAGUGGGAUUACUACCGAUGCGGAGAGGCACACAUGUCUGCCGUACAUUCACCUUUGUCAGAUAUCUGCAAAGAACUCAUGUUCAGCAUGUCAGCACUCGCCUUUGAUGGCGCACUUCCGUGCCAAUGUGAUCCAACUGGCUCACUCAGCAACAUGUGUGAUGAGACUGGUGGACAGUGCCAGUGCAAACCCAAUGUGAUCGGUCGUACCUGCAACCAGUGUGCUCCUGGAACGUAUGGCUUUGGGCCCGAAGGAUGUACUCCCUGUGACUGUGACGGAACUGGCUCACUGAACGAGUUCUGCAACCAGCUAACGGGCCAGUGCCCCUGCAGACCCAAUACAUACGGACAGCAAUGUAAUGAAUGUCAACCAGGAUUCUGGAACUUCCCCAACUGCCAACGUUGUAAUUGCAAUGGACACGCUGACAUUUGUGAUCCACGUACAGGAGAGUGUAUCGAUUGCCAGAGCAACACCGCUGGGUUUGAAUGUGAAAGUUGCAAGCGUGGUUACUAUGGAGAUCCCACAAGAGGCUCUGCGUUGCCAUGUCAGGCAUGCCUUUGCCCAGGAGGAGCCGGUAGCGGGAAUCAGUUUGCAGAGUCUUGUCAGUUAGACCAGGCUACUCAAACUGUUCAGUGUGAUUGCUUCUCAGGAUACACAGGUAUCCGCUGUGACCAGUGCGACAACAACUACUUUGGCAACCCAACUGAAGCUCGAGGUGUUUGUAACCUUUGCAGCUGUAAUGGUAACACCCUAUCCAGUACACCAGGAAACUGUGACGCCAGGAGUGGCAAGUGCUUGCAAUGUCUCUAUAACACCGAUGGCUUCAACUGUGAACAGUGUGCUCCAGGAUUCUAUGGAGAUGCAAUCCAACGAACAUGCAGAGAUUGCCAGUGUAACGUUCUCGGAACAGACCGCUCACAGUGUGACCUGGAUAAUAACUGUGGUGUUUGUGACCCUGUAAGCGGUCAGUGUCCAUGUCUACCUAAUGUACUCGGUCAGCAGUGUGACCGUUGUGCUCAAGACCAUUGGAAACUGGCUAGUGGCACGGGAUGUGAGGCGUGUAACUGCUGCCCAUAUGGAGCAGUCUCAUCAAGAUGCGAUGAGUUCACCGGUCAGUGUGCCUGUAGGUCUGGCUUUGGUGGAAGGGAAUGCUGUGACUGUGAGGCUAACUUCUGGGGAGAUCCUAGGGAUGGAUGCUAUGAAUGCGACUGUGACGAGCAAGGGUCAGCUACCAGCCAGUGUGAACGGGCUACGGGACAGUGUGUAUGUCUUCCAGGAGUCACAGGGUACAGGUGCGACCAGUGUGCGCGUGGCACCACGGGAGAACUGCCACGCUGUGAACCGUGUGGAGAAUGCUUCGAUGACUGGGAUCUCACCAUCCUCCAUCUCAGAAAUGAGACUUAUGAUCUGAUUGCUCGCGCUCGAAACAUCAAGGUAUCUGGAGUGUCGGGUGUCUAUGAUAGAGAGUUUAGCCGUCUUGAAGGUCUGGUAGAUUACGCUGAAUCUCUGAUCAGAGGAGCACCCUCUGUGACGGAAACGGAUGUAGAUAACAUCCAGAGUGAGCUAGAUGAUAUCAGAGCAACUCUUGAAGAAUACCGUCAGCAAGUACAGGGUCUGGAAGAUAUGCAGAGGCGUACCCGUGGCAACAUCGCUCGCGCAAACCGGGAGCUUGAUCUUCUAGAGAGGGAAGGCGACGAGCUGCAAGCAGAUGCCGAGAGAUUGCAGAGAGAAAGCUAUGAUUUUGGAACAGCAAAUGUAGAAGGUGCCAUGAACAGCAUCCUGCGCAGUCAGAACCUAUCCCGUGCAGCCGAGGGUCGUGUUGAUGACACCCAACCUACGCUAGACCAAUCAGCAGCCGUUCGUCAGGAGGUAGAAGAUCUGAUUGGUGAACGGAACGCAGCCCUUGAGAGUGAGAGGCAGGGAUAUCUAGACAGGUUGGAUGAUGUGGAUAAUCAAUUGACAGGAUUAGAAGGACUUCUUGCAGGGCUCAAUGAAGAGAUCUGUGGCUCACCCGGAGAUUCCUGUGAUAUUUGUGGAGGAGCAGGGUGUGGCCAGUGUGGAGGACUGGGGUGCGGUGGCUCCGUUCAGAAAGCAGAAGAUGCACUCCGACGAGCGACAGAAGCGGAUCAGAAGCUGGACCAGAAAGAAGAGGAGGCUCGUAGCAUGCUGGAUGAGAUGAUGCAAGCCAAGGACCGUACUGGUGAGGCACAGGACUUGGCCCAGCAAGCAUAUGACCAAGCACUCCUAGCUAAACAAGAAGCAGAACAAGGACAGAUCAACAUCAAAGACCUCAUCAACAACAUCACAGACUUCCUUGGACGAUCCAAGUCAGAACCCGAUGAUAUAAGACUUCUUGUGAACGAAACCCUGAACACCAAGAUCUCUCUCUCACCAGAAGAAAUUGAAGACCUUGCCGAGCAGAUUGAAGAUAUCAUUGCAACCUUGGAGAAUAUUGAUGAGAUCAUCGCAGCGACCCGAGAUGACCUCCAACGUGUCAAUGACCUCAAAGCUAGAGCAGAUGCAGCCAGGGAGUAUGCUGAAGGUGUAUUGGAUUCUGCUGAGGAUGUGGUACGUGCUUUGAAUCAAGCAGAGGCUGCGCAGAACAUUGCCGAUAAUGCCAUCAAUAAUGCUACUGAAGACAUCGAGGAUGCAGGAGAUUCUCUUACUUCGAUUGAAUCUGAGGCCCGCGAUGCCAAGGACAAAUCCAACAACCUUCUUGAUAAGAUAGAAGCCAUGAAAGCGCAGUUGGAAGGUGUCCAGCUCAAGGUCACAGAUAACCAGGAGAAGGUCACACAGGCGGUUGACCUGGCAGAGAUGGCCGAGGGUCAGGCUCUAGAUGUUGCAGGCAGAGUUGAGGAGAUGGAGCGAGACUUCAACCAGACAUCCGAUGAGGUCAUGGCUAAGGUCGCAGAGGUCGAAGGGGCCAAAGGUCGUGCAGACACUCUCUUCCUUAAUGUCAUCGCAUUUGAGGAAAAGAUUACUAAAGACUACGAGGAUCUCCAAGAAAUGGAAACUACCUUUAACAACAACAACGCCACACUGCACGACCUUACAGCAGAAAUCGCUGCAUUGAAUAUGAAAAUGAUGCAGAUACUAAUGGAUAUACAAACCAAGGCAGCUUAUUACAGGAGCUGCACUGAGAGUCCUACUGCCCCAUAAAGAAAAAGUAGAUAAUUUCCCAUAAUUGUUCCACUUCUCAACAAAAGUUGUAGAUCAUUGAAGACCAGUUUUUAUGGAAUUAACUUAUCAAAAAGAUAUGGUUUGAUAAGUAGACCUUAGCAUCAUUUCCCCCAAUUACAUUACCUCCUAUUUUUAAUAGUUAAAAUAUACUCAAUACUAUGUAUGAACUCGUAUGUGGGUUAUAGAUAGUCUAGCAAAUAUUUUUGCAUUAAAAGCUGGCUGGAUGUUCUUUCGAAUGAACAUUAGAGUGAUGUCAUCUUGAUUCAACGUGUUCCGAUUCAUUUAAUGAUCUAUUCCAUCUAGCCAUUGAAGGCACCUUGGAAUUGAUUUUUUUUUUUGUAAUUCUUAGUUGAUCUUAACUGUAAACCCACACCUCUACCUUCAUGUACUUAAAGGCUGUCAUAGUGUGCUAUAUCAUUGACUUUGUGCACAAUAAAAUUGUCUAUAUUUGCUGUAGAGGCUACACUGCAUAACUAACGUUUUUUAAAUGAAAUGCUGUAUUUUCAAGUUUAAGUGCCUUUUAUGCUUACAUAAAUGUGGACAUUUUUUAUCAACAUCAGUGUCGGGUGUGUUUGUAUUUUUUACCCCAAAAGUAUUGAGUCUUGCACUUUUCUAUCAAAAGCAAGAUCUGAUUAAUAUAGUAAUGAUUGUUUUAUAUGACAAGAUAUUUUCACUAUGGUGCUCAGUAAGUUAUUUGCAUUUUUACUGGUUGUUGAUGUUAUUAAUAUUCUCAAUUUGUUUACAUUCUCACAACUCAAUUUACAUUUAUUGUGGAGAGUUCAAAAAGAUAUGAUGAGAGAUAGUUUAGUGAUGAAUUGGUUUGUUACGAAAGUGUUUUUUAUUGUAAUAUUGGACAACAUGUUGGUGAGAUAUAUAUCGAGUGUACAGUUGCUUGAUGAAAGUCUCUUCGGCCAAUUUCUGAGCUUCCUCGGAUUUAAAACCAUCAAUUAUUUGACUUCUGCUAGAGUCUUUGAAAUUCAAAUUAAACAUGAUUGGAAUUGGCAAAGGAAUGGAGUAACGUCACUGCCGUAUUUAUUCCCUUUCACCCUAUUUGAUCCAUGAUUCCCGGUUCUAACCCUAGAUUAAUCCGUGGAAGAGAUAUGUCUUGAGAUAACAAAUAACCAUGGUUUCAUUGUAAGUAUAUGUAGUUUAGAAGUUUACUGUACAGAACAAAACAGAAUGGCAAAGUAAGUGUGAAGAAAAAAAAUUGUAAAGCUUUUUAUACAUAAUAAUAACUAUUUAAUCAGUAGAUAUCAAUUCAUAGAUAAGUUUCUAAUUUCUGUACAGAAUUCAAACAGACCAGUCAGUAUAACACAAAAUAACAUUAUUGAAUGUUGUUUGAAAAUGUUUGUGUAUGUAUUAUAUGGUAUAAUGCGAUUGGGUGCUUAUAUGUAGUUUUGUUUAUUUACAACUGUUGGUAUCAUAUCUGUUGUUAUCUAUUUAUGUUUGACUCUAGGAUUAGGUUUUUCCAUGUUUGAGUACUUUCUUUUCUAAUUUUGUCCGUUCUUUAUAUCAGUGCGUGUAAGUAUAGCAUGCCAAACACACCUCUCUCAGCAAUUAAGUAAUCAGGGCUCUCCAGACAAAACUGUCCAUAGAUUCAAUUAGAUUUGACUUCUCACUAGAAGUGGAGUCAUGGCACAUCACCGUCAUCGCAUAAAUUCUCAAGGGAUGACUAAAUCAUGUCACAUCAGAGUCCGAGUCAUAAUUCCAUCUCUAAUAACUGACUUUCAACUCGUGAGUGCUUCUAAGGAUUCAAAGAAAAUACACACUUAUUUAUAAAGCAAAGUCAUGUGCAUUUCUACUGCCUGGUUUGAAUGAUAUUUGUGAAUCCAUUAAAUAUUUCAAUAAAUGUUUACUGAGGAUAAAGUAGCAUUCAAGUAUAAUUAGAAUGGGCUUUCAUACCUACAUGCAGCAAGUAUUUUCAUAACUAUGCAACACUUUUGUUACUUUUUUAACUAGCAAAAUGAGAGGGAAAAAAAUGUAUCUGGCAGAUUUUAAUAAACCCUGUUCAUGUAAAUAAA
Molecule: messenger RNA, 7397 nt
Organism: Strongylocentrotus purpuratus (purple sea urchin)
Lineage: Eukaryota; Metazoa; Echinodermata; Echinoidea; Camarodonta; Strongylocentrotidae
Product: laminin subunit beta-1
Exons: 28
Coding region: 10-5355 (1781 amino acids)
Source: RefSeq, a predicted model, not a curated record